Molecule: messenger RNA, 849 nt
Organism: Aspergillus melleus
Lineage: Eukaryota; Fungi; Ascomycota; Eurotiomycetes; Eurotiales; Aspergillaceae
Product: putative GPI anchored protein
Exons: 1
Coding region: 1-849 (282 amino acids)
Source: RefSeq, a predicted model, not a curated record
AUGCAGCUCCCUCUUCUCACCAUCGCCGCCCUGGCGCCCCUCGUCGCCGCCCACUUCAAGCUCGACUAUCCCGACUCCCGCGGAGUCAAUGAGGACAAAAUGACCCAGUUCCCUUGCGGCGGGCUCUCCGCCUCCUCGGACCGCACCAAGGUCUCUCUCUCGGAUGACGGUUCCGCCACUCUGCCCGUCGCCAUCUCCCUAGGCCACUCGCAAACUGCCGUCGAGGUCCUCCUGGCCCUGGGCAACGAUCCCGGCCAGAACUUCAACGUUACCCUGGAGCCGACUUUCCGUAUCGAGGGGCUCGGCUCGUUCUGUCUCUCGGAUAUCAAAUUUGACCAGGAGAAGUUGGGCGUUAAUCUCACCGAUGGCAUGAAUGCUACCGUGCAGGUGCAGAGUAAUGGUGAUCCCACCGGAGGGUUGUAUGCUGUAUGUGAAAUCUUUUCCCCUCCCAGCAGACCAAGUGUGUGUUUCAGUGUGAGCGUGAUGCUAACUGUAUCUUCCAAACAUAGUGCGCCGAUAUCCAAUUCUCCUCGAGCACCAAGGUCGAGCAGCCGUCUUCUUGCAAGAAUAACACCGGUGUCAAGGCCACCCCGUUCUCUGGAGCCGCGGCGAAGCGCAAUGCCAACGAAUCGACCGCUAACGGUGAGGCUCAGAGCGGCGGCUCCUCGGCGUCUGCUUCCUCGACUGGAAGCUCACCUUCUUCGACCGGUGCUGCUGUUGCGCUGGAGACCGCUGCUUGGGGAAUUCUGGGAGCUGCUGUUGUUGGAGGUAUGGCUGUUUUGUAAGGGAUGGUUGGGAUCUAGCUGUGAAUGGAGAGAGCGCUUGAAUGAUGGAAAGAGGGGGAUAUAA